UUAAACUAGAAAUAGAGGUACAGAUAUCACGAACAUAAACAUUAGAAGAAUGUAUUGCUUAGAACAACCACAGUGUAACUAUCAGGAUUAUAGUUUAAAGUGUUCCUCUGGUGCUGGACCGCCAUUAAAUACCCGGUACCCAGCAUACAGGGACGACAAAACGAGAUUACUGUCGUUCAAUGACGCUCCCCUUGAGCUUCGUAAAAUGGCGAUUGUUUUAUCCAAUGCCGGAUAUUAUUAUGAAGGUUACAACACUAAAACUUCUUGUUUCGCGUGUGGUGUUCAAAGAGACAAUUGGUCUGAAGUGGACAAUGCUCUGGAACAACAUUUUAAAGACAAUGCAAUGUGUUGGCACGUGUUUCUGAUGAGAAAAAAGUUUGAGUUGGAAAAUCGUCCCCGUGAACCUCCCCACAGCGUUAAAAAAUUAAUUUCCACUGCUCGACAUCCCGAAUACGCAUUGGAAUCAUUACGGACUGCGUCCUAUCAAGACUGUAAAACUUCUUUGAAACAAAUGGUUUCAGAACUUGCAAAAUCUGGAAUGUACUAUAAAGGUUUUGAAAACAAAGUGCAAUGUUUCCAUUGUGGAGCUGUUAUGUCCAUGGACAUGAAUGACGACCCAACAGAAAUACACUCACGUUCAUCGCCAGAUUGUGAGUUUCUUAGUCAUGAAGUACAGACAUUGACUGAAGACGCGGAUAGAAUUAGAAAUCAGUUACUCUGUAAAGUCUGUCUUAGUUCUCAAGUAAUGGUCACAUUCCGACCAUGUGGUCAUCUGGCCACGUGUCAAGCAUGUGCAGAUCAAUUACAGUCCUGCCCCAUUUGUAGGACGACUAUCUCUGAUAAAGUGAAAACAUAUUUUUAAUUACUUUCAUUAUUUUUUAUUUAUACAUUAUAUUGUGUUAGUUUAUUUCUUUGAGUGACAGAUUUUCAAAGAAACAAAAAAAGGAACAAAGGAAUGAACGAAAAAUCACAUUUUACAGUGAACAAAUUACUAAUAUCUGUAUAUUUCUUAAUAAAAGGUGCUGCUCUAUGCAAAGGCUCUAAAUUUACAAGGCCGUGUUUCUAAAUUUAUAUAAGUUGUAUAUAAUACAUUAUACAUAUCAAUAUUUUAUUGUUCCUCAUUUUGAUAUGCAUCCUAGAAUUAAUAUUAAGAUGUAUAUUGAAGAUUAUAUUUGAAUUUGCAUUUUAAAGAUCUUUAUUUGCUGAAAACGAUUUUUUAAAACAGCUAAAUAAUAUUC
Saccostrea cuccullata (small rock oyster) is the source of this 1238-nucleotide messenger RNA. RefSeq names its product baculoviral IAP repeat-containing protein 7-B-like. The record is from RefSeq and is a predicted model, not a curated record. Gene Ontology annotation, biological process: regulation of cell cycle. Lineage: Eukaryota; Metazoa; Mollusca; Bivalvia; Ostreida; Ostreidae. Gene Ontology annotation, cellular component: cytoplasm; nucleus. Bases 50 to 862 code for a protein of 270 amino acids. The transcript has 3 exons.